AUGGCAUCCUGUUCGCGGCAUGCGGUCACAUCUGCCCUUCGCGGCACCACAAAGGCCCUAACAAGCCGCCGACAACAAUCGCUCGAACAGCAAUUUCAGUCACUGCGGCUGGGAGCAAGGCGCCUGUCCACCGAGCCGAGCUCUAGUGCCAUCACCGCAGCCCCGGAAUUGGACGUUGAUGACCUUGAAAAGUUCCGCCUCGCCAAACACGCCCGACCAGUUCCCGUAUCACCAUCAUACUUCUCGCGUACCCCAAGGUUCAACGAUCGGUACCUCGCGAUCGAGCGACUCUCCCGGUCCUGCAGCCACCUCCCCGUGAUCCCGGCUGCCGACGUCGUGCACGUCGGCUGGAAAUCCUUACCAGAUCUUAGGCGAGCGUUCGGGGAACCCGUGAAAGCGACCGACUACGCUAAGUGCCUCAAACUCAUCAAGAGGUUACAGCUGAUCCACCCAAACGCCCAGCCGAAGGAGUUGGGGCAGGCGCUGGAAGAAUUUAAGCGCGAUAUACAGGCCCUUCGAAAUGUGGCCAACCCGAUACCUAUCGACAAAUUUGGGAGGGCUCUGGGAGUAGGGAAGAGAAAGUCAUCCUCGGCAAGAGCCUUUGUCCUCGAGGGGCAGGGCGAGGUACUCAUCAAUGGCAAGACGCUAGCGGAGUAUUUUGGCCGGGUCCACGACAGGGAGAGCGCCGUUUGGGCUCUACAUGCGACGGAGCGGCUCGACAAGUACAAUGUAUGGGCAAGGGUUGACGGGGGCGGUACGACGGGCCAAGCAGAAGCAUUAACACUUGCUAUUGCGAAGGGUCUAAUUGCCCAUGAGCCUACCCUGAAAUCCGCAUUAAGAAAAGCUGGCUGCAUUACCCGCGAUCGGAGGACAGUGGAAAGGAAAAAGGCCGGCUUCCAAAAGGCCAGGAAGGGCCAAACCUGGGUCAAGAGAUAG
Molecule: messenger RNA, 936 nt
Organism: Dichotomopilus funicola
Lineage: Eukaryota; Fungi; Ascomycota; Sordariomycetes; Sordariales; Chaetomiaceae
Product: ribosomal protein S5 domain 2-type protein
Exons: 2
Coding region: 1-936 (311 amino acids)
Biological process (GO): translation
Cellular component (GO): ribosome; mitochondrial small ribosomal subunit
Molecular function (GO): RNA binding; structural constituent of ribosome
Source: RefSeq, a predicted model, not a curated record